UGAAAUAAAGCUGAUAAAUGAUUUGUUGACAUUAUUCAAAGUUUGAGUCUUUUAUUGUAACUCAUUAUUUAACUGCAGUGUCAGACAGAACCAGGUGGAAACAUAAAAACAGAUAUGGUCGUAGUUAAAUAACCAAAGUUAUUUAUUUUUUACACUGGAGCUUGUUUCUUUUCAUUUUAUGUAACUGCAGCACAUUAACUGUUCCCCUGUUGUCACCAAGCCGCCCUCAUGCAUGGACACAGACGUUACACAACAGCCCCCUCCACUGGUCAGAAAAUAACUGUAAUCUGUAAAACCUUGUGAUCAGGUGAAUGCUGUCUCUGUCAUCCUGUUAUUCUCACAUUAUGUAACUUUGGGCUCCGGGUCAGGAGAACUACGUAACGCUUUACGACACUGACCUGCAAAAUCUCUGUUUUACAGAUUAUAUUAAAAUGUUUAAAUGUAUGUUAGUGUUCAAAGUUUGGAGUCUCCUGCCACAAAAGCUUGAUAUGUUUGAAUGUUCUUUCAUGCGUUUAGGAAAGUCCUCCUUACAGACAGUUGUUGUUAUGUCAGUAAAUCUGUUAUUUUCUAUGAAAGGUUUGCAGAGAAAAAAUCAUGUUUGUACAUUUUCUACAAGAACAUAGAUAUUAGAAACACAUACAAUAAUAAUGCUAAUGAUGGUCAAAAAUAAUAACUUUAAUAAGGACACCUAAAAAAGUUGUAUAGCACACUAAAUGAAAGCAGACAAUAUGUGUAAAAAUACAAUAAAAGGAAAGAAACAGUGUCUACACAACCUCAUAUCAAAAAAGACAGAAAUGAGCAAACUACAUCCACAUGAAAUCUGGACAACCCCCUCCCCUUCUUGCAGGAGCACAGCCCCAGCACCAACUGCACUGGGCAGAUUCACAGAAGAAGAGAAGAAGACGGUUAAGAACAUUCAAAAAAUCUUCAGAGAGGAAUCAGACAAAUACAGCAUGGUUUUCUUUACCCAUGGUGACCUGCUCAAAGGGAAACCUAUUGAGGACUUCUUGGCAGAAAGCGAGGCGCUUCAGGAACUUAUGGCCAAAUAUAACGGUCAGUAGGCAAUUGAAGAGGAGAAAGAACGAAUCCUGAAAGAGAAAGAAGAGGAAAUUUGCAAAGAGAGAGAGGAACUGGAGAAGAAAAUAAAGGAAAAGUAUGAGAAAGAAAUGAAGAAAGUGAAGUGUCAAAGAGAACCGUAAUAUACGAAAAUGAACAACUGAAAAGGAAAAAUGUAAGGCAGGCUAGGAGGGAAGCAGAACGCGGCAUUAUCUCACAACUGAUAGUUGAGUUGAUUAAAAAAGCAAUGAAUUAUUUUUUGUCAAAAUGAACUCUUUCACUUUGUGAUGAUGGACUGUGCAGCAGAUUAACGAACUAUAAUAUUGACUUUCCAGGUUUCGGGAUUCUCAUCUGGCAUGAUUUGAAAUAAUAGUAUUUACUUUAUGUGUAUUGCACAAGAAGAUUUAAAUGUUUAAUGUGUUUAUCCUCUCUUGUAAGGAGCUUCACAUCAUAGUACUGGAUUUUGUGGAUUUUAAUAUCUGUUUUUUUAUAUUUUUGAUCGAUAGAUUGUCUUUUGCCUUCACAUUUUUGCACUCUUAUAUUUGCACUUUUUCCGCUGCUGCUGCACAACAAAAUCCUUUGGGAUAAAUAAAGUUCAUAUCAUAUCUCAUCUCAUUUUAUUAACAAUCUAAGUCUUGAGAUCUGGUGCACAACAUUUAUAACAGAACUUGAGUAUCUUUAAAAAAACAUCUUUAAACUUUUCGUAUAGGGUCACGCUUACUGGCAUUAUUCAGAGGUUCAGUAUAUAAAGACGACUUUUAUAGUUCGACAAAAGUCGAUCAAACCUAACCUACCUAGUUCUUUGAGUUAAAGUUAGGUAAGUCAUAAGAUGGUCAUGUCAAGAAUAACAUGCAUGUCUGUAUCUUUAUUACAAUUAUUUGGUGAUGAAUCGCUCUGAUGCAUGAAUCAUGCAUGAAUAAUUUUACACAUUAUCCCUGAUGAUAAAGAUGCAGAAAACAGAAAUGCAGGGCAAAUCAUGUUUUCUGGGGAGCUUAUGUCUUAAUAAGAGUAGCCAAGGUUGUAUACUGUUGUACUGUAGUUUGUACCCUGGUUUAAUGCUUUUCAUUAUAUUUCAUUUCAUGCAACUUCAACACAUCAACUAUUCCCUUAUUGACACCCUCUAAUGGCCAGGAGUGACAAUAAAGUGUGAAAGACACAGCCAGAGAAAUCAAUUAGAUUACAAAUUAUCUUAAAAAUAAUCUCCAUACUCGACAGCACUGUGUCUGCUGUGGAAACAUUCAGAUUCCAGGGAUCCUGGAUUUCCCAGGACUCACAGGAGUCCAACAUAUAUGCAAGAGAUUUGAUUUAAUGAAAUGCACUGAGUGGAAACUUUACAUGAACAUGACAUCUACAUUAGAGUCUAUGGAUGGAGGGGAUAGUGGUCCAUGUAAGCGACGGUCCCUCUGCAGGCUCAAAGAAACUGGAAAAAAACAGUCUAGAAUGUGGAACUCUAAGUUCUUCUGUCCUUUACUAGGUCACCAGAUGGUCAAUCUCUCACCUGGAGGCAGACUCAUCCUGAGGGUGGUGUCAUCCACAGAAUUCAAGAGCUGGAUGGCUUGACAGGAUCAGGGGUUAUGGAGUUAAAGGUGGAGCUAAACAUAGGUAGUCUACAGUAGAAUAACUAGUUUCACUGUGCUUUGUUGUCAGCAUUGUGACAUAUGAUGUUGCAUAUGGGUGUGGUUUGGUGAAGGAAGCUUUUAUAUCAAGAGGUGUGUUUACAGACUUAAUCUUCACUUCAGCAGCAUACCUGCUCUGUCCUCUAAAAACCAAACAUGGCCAGCAAUGCCAAAGAAGCCAAACAUGAACCAACCACAUGCAAUGGUGGGGAGAUCAGGAUUGUGUUGGUGGGGAAGACUGGAGUUGGGAAGAGUGCCACAGCAAACACCAUUCUGGGGAAACAGAGAUUUAAAUCAAAGUUCUCCCCUAAAUCUUUGACCGUACACUGUGCUAGGGACUCUGGUGAGGUGGAUGGACAAAAGAUUGCUGUCAUCGACACUCCAGGUCUGUUUGACACCAGCACUGAUGAACAGACAACCACUGAACAUAUUGUCCAGAGCAUUUCUUAUGCUUCUCCUGGACCUCACAUCUUCCUGGUCGUCAUCAGACUGGGCAGAUUCACAGAAGAAGAGAAGAACACAGUUCAGAAGAUUCAAAAAAUCUUCGGAGAAGAAUCAGACAAAUACAGCAUGGUUCUCUUUACCCAUGGUGACCUGCUUGAAGGGCAGCCUAUUGAAAACUUCUUGGAAGAAAGCGAGGAGCUUCAGGAACUUGUGGCCAAAUGUAACGGUCAGUACCACGUCUUCAAUAAUGACCUGAAAGAUCGUUCUCAGGUCACAGAGCUGCUGAACAAGAUUAGAAAUAUAACUGAGAAGAAUGGAGGAAGCCAUUACACCACUGAAAUGUUCCAGAAAGCACAAAAAGUGAUCGAGGAAAAGAAAAAGCGAAUCCUGAGGGAGAAAAACGAUCAAAUGCGCAAAGAGAGGGAGAGACUUGAGAAGAAAAUACAGGAAGCACAAGAGAAUCUGACUGUAGUACCUCCAGGCUCCGUCUUUGGGUGCCCCCAACUUCAGAUCUCUUGUCCGGGUUGCCUAGCCCCUCAAAUGUCUCUUCUGGGUCCUUUUUCUUUUAGGUACCACUUAUGGCAGUAUAACAGACCUCUGAUGGUUGGAGGAUGUAUUGUCUUUCCUUUCAGAGGUCAAAAUACACAAAUGUGGAGAUCCAAGUUCAUGAAAUAUCAUAUAAUUACAAAUAUGACAAACUACAAAGACAUUAUGAAAAACUUCAGAGUACAUUCCAUGUAUUAAGUCCUCCAAAUAAAACAACAAAAUAUGUUUACUGCCUUUUUGUUCUGAUUACAUUACUUAUGAUCAAAAAUAGCCAGACAUCUUUGCGCAUGCAUCGUCAGCACACAAUGCAAGAUUCUCCGAGUCAGGUGACGCAGUCAAAAUGUAACUGAUAACUAAAACAGACAUCAUAUUGUGAACAGAGACUAAGAACUACAGUUCAAAGACAUGGCUUUAUGUGCACUCAUUUUAGAGAUUUAAAAGUAACAGGUGGCAUUUCUUGUAAAUGCUGAUGGGAGGAGUGAACAGGAAGGAAAGGAAGAACUAAAAACCACAAAGAUGCAGGAGGACUGGAUAUUCAAGCAGUGCUAGAUUAGAAAUAAAAUGGACAGUGGAGGGUGUGAAUUGUUUUUCCACUGCAAACAUUCCUCAUGUGUUCACUUGUUGUGUUGAAUGUUGACCCAAAUAACAAAGACUGAAACUAAAGACAUUACCUGUAUAUUUUUUUUAUACCCUAAGCUUUAACAUUGUACUCUUCAUUUGGGUGGCACAGUGUUGCAGUGUUAUACACUGUCUCCUCACAGUUGGACGUUUCUGGGUUGAGGGGUUUUGUAGAUCUCACUGGGGCCUGUAUGUGUGGAGUUAAUAUGUUCUCUCUGUGUUUCGGGGGGUACUCUCUGUGUACUCCAACUUCCUCCCACAGUCCACAGACAUGCAGGUGAACUCUGCACAAAUUUAGAUGCCGAGCUUCUAAUAUAAUCUACUUCCAAUGAUUGCUGAUUCCUUUAGCAUUGCACAGCAUUUAG
Molecule: messenger RNA, 4645 nt
Organism: Larimichthys crocea (large yellow croaker)
Lineage: Eukaryota; Metazoa; Chordata; Actinopteri; Sciaenidae
Product: GTPase IMAP family member 4
Exons: 2
Coding region: 2829-3860 (343 amino acids)
Molecular function (GO): GTP binding
Source: RefSeq, a predicted model, not a curated record